Messenger RNA from Monopterus albus (swamp eel), 1793 nucleotides. RefSeq names its product cathepsin A (gene ctsa). The transcript is spliced from 14 exons. The record is from RefSeq and is a predicted model, not a curated record. Gene Ontology annotation, molecular function: serine-type carboxypeptidase activity. NCBI's taxonomy places the organism in Eukaryota, Metazoa, Chordata, Actinopteri, Synbranchiformes, Synbranchidae. The coding region runs from base 127 to 1545 and encodes 472 amino acids. Gene Ontology annotation, biological process: proteolysis.
AGAUUCAAAAGUUCACGUGGGGACACGUGACCUGCUGCAGUCAUAUGACCACUGGUGUGAUGGUUGACGGCUGCAGGCGCAACUUAUCUCCUGAAUGUGAAAUCGAAUAAAGACAGCGGUAACACGAUGCGGGUGUUGCUGUUGUGUUACUUCCUGUCCUCUCUGCUGGGCGCUGAUGCAGCUCCAGCUGCAGAUGAGGUGACAUACCUGCCCGGCCUGCAGAAACAGCCAAGCUUCAGACAUUACUCUGGAUACUUGAGUGUGGCCGAUGGAAAGCACCUGCACUACUGGUUCGUCGAGUCCCAGAACAACCCAUCCUCUGACCCGGUGGUGUUAUGGUUGAACGGUGGGCCCGGCUGCAGCUCUCUGGACGGACUGUUGACUGAACACGGACCCUUCCUGAUCCAGGAUGACGGAGUGACGUUGCAGUACAACCCAUACUCCUGGAACAAGAUUGCCAACAUUCUGUACCUGGAGUCUCCAGCAGGGGUCGGGUUCUCAUACUCUGACGAUCAGAAAUAUGGCACCAACGACACAGAGGUGUCGAUGGCCAACUACCUGGCUCUGAAGGAGUUUUUCCACCUGUUUCCAGAGUUCAGCAAGAAUGAACUUUUUCUGACCGGAGAGAGUUACGGAGGGAUCUACAUCCCAACACUUGCUGAGAGAGUGAUGGAGGACACCAGCCUCAACUUGCAGGGUGUUGCCGUGGGAAACGGGCUCUCGAGUUAUGAGAUGAAUGAUAACUCCCUGGUGUACUUCGCCUACUACCACGGCCUGCUGGGAAGUCGACUGUGGACUGAACUGCGCAUAUUCUGCUGCAAAGAUGGGAUGUGUAAUUUCUACAACAACCCGGACCAGAACUGCACCUCCAGCGUGUCUGAGGUUCGGGACAUUGUCUACGCUUCAGGAUUGAACAUGUACAACCUGUAUGCUUCCUGUCCAGGUGGAGUCAGCCAAAAAGUCAGCAUUGAACAAGGUCAGCUGGUGAUCAGGGAUCUAGGAAACUUGUUCAUCAACCAUCAGUGGACCCAACUGUGGAGCCAGAAGCUACGAGGUAUGGCAUCUCUUCAUGAGUCCAUCCGUCUGGAACCCCCUUGUACAAACUCCACCCCCUCCACGCUCUACCUGAACAACCCGUAUGUCAGAGCUGCUCUGCACAUCAGCCCCAAGGCCUUGCAGUGGACCAUCUGCAGCGCUGAUGUGAAUAUGAACUAUGGUCGUAUCUACCUGGACGUCAUGAAACAGUACCUGAAGCUGCUCUCUGCUCUGAAGUACCGGGUCCUGGUGUAUAACGGGGACGUGGACAUGGCCUGUAACUUCAUGGGGGACGAGUGGUUUGUUGAGUCUCUGCACCAGCAGGUCGAGGUUGAGAGGCGACCCUGGUUCUACAAUGAUGAAAGUGGUCAUCAGGUCGGAGGCUUUGUCAAAGAGUUCAGCAACAUCGCCUUCCUCACAGUCAAGGGUGCUGGUCACAUGGUUCCAUCAGAUAAACCAAUCGCUGCCUUCGCCAUGUUCACCAGAUUCAUCAAGAGACUACCCUACUGACCUCUGACCCCUUUUGGGUUACCCCUCCCUCCUCUUUGUCCUAAUUAUUAAGGCUGCUGUACUUAAAUUUUUUUCUCACUGCCAGCCAAUCAGCACAGCUCUCCUCUGUGUUGCCUGGGAACUCUGUGGUUGUCAGGGAAACGAGCACUGCCGUCCAUCUGUCCAUUGAUUUAACGUGAAACUCCUGGUGUUUAUGGUUUAAAGGGAAAAUCGUACAAUAAAGUUUGAUUAUAAAUGAGGACUCUAAA